Alternaria arborescens is the source of this 1650-nucleotide messenger RNA. RefSeq lists its product as hypothetical. The transcript is spliced from 5 exons. Bases 1 to 1650 code for a protein of 549 amino acids. Gene Ontology annotation, molecular function: iron ion binding; monooxygenase activity; heme binding. The record is from RefSeq and is a predicted model, not a curated record. Lineage: Eukaryota; Fungi; Ascomycota; Dothideomycetes; Pleosporales; Pleosporaceae.
AUGGAGCUUAUCAUCACGCCCACGCAAGCACUUGUGCCUUUGUCAGUCCUGUUCCUAGUAUACCACGCACUUCGAGCAUUGUUCUUCGGAAAAGCAGAAUCAAAGCAUUGGGAAGAGCUACCGGUCGUAGGCCUCCAGAAAGGAUGGUUCGAAUGGGUGUGGGCAACGUUGAAGUCCAUCCGAAAGACACAGGACUGGGCGUUCGAAGGUUACCGCAAGUUUGCUGCCGUGAACAGCCCUUUUAUUCUGCCUAGCAUUGACAGAGGAGCGAUGAUCAUCCUACCUCCACGUUUGAUCAAGAAGGUCUACUCGCUCCCAGAAAGCACGCUCGACAUCCAUGCGACGCAAAGUGAGACCAUUCAAACGAAAUGGACAGUCUGGGACAAAGAGGUAGCCGACAAUGACUUCCAGAUCAAUGUUGUGCGUCAUCAGAUUACACGGAAUCUCGAGCACCUGACGCCGCUGAUGGCCGAUGAACUUGACAGAGGCUUCGAGCGGUGGUGGGGAGGUAAAGACGACACCGAGUGGAAGGAGGUCGCGGUAUGGGACGCGUGCUUGAAGUUGAUUGCCGGUGCGAGUAAUGGCGCCUUCUGCGGCGCACCGCUGUGUCGAGACGAGCAGUUUUUGAACGAUCUUAGGGAUCAUGCGAUGAGCAUCUUCGCUGGCGCUAUGCUUAUCAACGCGACGCCCAAACCGCUCAAACCUGUCACUGGUGCUCUUGUAGGAUCCACCUGCUGGUACUUGCGACGAAAAGCGAUGAAGGGUUGUUUGCCUUUUGUAACAGAAAGAUUAAAUGCUACUGCCCAGUUCAAGGCUGAUGCGAAAUGUGGAUGGACCCCACCAAAAGACGGUCUCCAAUGGCUGAUCGAUGAGUGCUACGCCGCAGCCGCGAAAGGAGACGUGGGGCAACUGGACCCGAAGCGAGUGGCACAUCGUCUUUUGUUGGUUAACGACAUUUCUCUGCAUUCGACCAGCUUUACUGUACAAAAUGUGAUCCUGGAUCUCUUCAGCUCGGAUCCAGCAAUGGGUUAUGUUGAUGCACUACGCGAAGAAGCUGCAUCGGUGCUUGCCAAGGCAGGUGGUGUAUGGACACGCGAUGCAGUGCGAGAUCUGAAGCUCAUUGACUCGAUGAUCCGUGAGUCAAUGAGACUCAAUCCAUUUGCGAUUGUUGGACUUCCGCGAACAGUCGUGCAUCCCGAAGGUAUCCGACUUCCGGUGUCCAACAUUCAUGUACCACAAGGAACCAUGAUUGCAGUUCCCAUGGAGCCGAUUCAUUAUGACGAAAGCAUUUAUCCUCAAGCACGCAGCUUCAACGCGUUUCGUUUUGCGGAUCCGAACAACGUUACUAGUAUCGUCGACAAUUUCGCAACCAAGGAUGAUCUCGAAGCCACCAAAGCCGAUGCAAGCGACCGUAAAGGCAAGUCCACUGCUACUCUUGAUGACGCUUUCCUUGGUUUUGGGUUUGGACGGCAUGCGUGUCCUGGACGAUUCUUCGCUUUGAAUGAGAUGAAGGUCUUCAUAGCACACAUGCUGCUAAACUAUGACGUUGAGCACAUGGCAGUCAGACCAAAACCACUGGAUACUGUAUGGCUGAAGCUUCCGUUACAUGGUGGAAAGAUCCGAGUGCGUCGAAGGCCGACAGUUGCAUAG